CAGACACCUGUCCCUUCUGGUCCACAGAACCCGGGGCGCUGCAACCCGUAGUAGCCUACUAGUCCCCGGAACGAGUGGAGACUGAGCCCCGCAGAGGCCUCGGACCCGCGCCCGGAGAGCCAUGGCUGCAAAGCUGCUGCUUCUCCUCUGCCUGUUCUCGGGCUUGCAUGCUCGGUCCAGGAGGGUGGAAGAGGAUGAGAAUGAAGACUCUCCAUCAAACCAGAAGUGGGUCUUGGCACCCAAAUCACAAGACACUGAUGUGACACUGAUUCUCAACAAAUUGCUGAGAGAAUAUGACAAAAAGCUGAGACCGGACAUUGGAAUAAAACCAACUGUGAUCGACGUGGACAUUUAUGUUAACAGCAUUGGUCCUGUGUCAUCCAUCAACAUGGAAUACCAAAUUGAUAUAUUUUUUGCUCAAACCUGGACAGACAGUCGCCUUCGAUUCAACAGCACAAUGAAAAUACUUACUCUGAACAGCAACAUGGUGGGCUUGAUAUGGAUCCCAGACACCAUCUUUCGAAACUCUAAAACAGCAGAGGCUCACUGGAUCACCACACCCAACCAGCUCCUCAGAAUCUGGAAUGAUGGGAAAAUCCUUUACACAUUAAGGCUCACCAUCAAUGCAGAAUGUCAGCUGCAACUGCAUAACUUCCCCAUGGAUGCACAUGCCUGCCCCUUGACCUUCUCUAGCUAUGGCUACCCCAAAGAAGAAAUGAUUUAUCGUUGGAGGAAAAAUUCAGUUGAGGCAGCUGAUCAGAAAUCAUGGCGGCUCUAUCAGUUUGACUUCAUGGGCCUCAGAAAUACCACAGAAAUCGUGACAACAUCUGCAGGUGAUUAUGUUGUAAUGACUAUCUAUUUUGAACUGAGUAGAAGAAUGGGAUACUUCACUAUCCAGACAUAUAUCCCCUGCAUACUGACUGUGGUUCUGUCCUGGGUAUCCUUUUGGAUCAAAAAAGAUGCAACACCAGCAAGAACAACAUUAGGCAUCACCACGGUGCUAACCAUGACCACUCUCAGCACCAUUGCCAGGAAGUCCCUGCCUCGUGUGUCCUAUGUCACUGCCAUGGACCUCUUCGUGACUGUGUGCUUCUUAUUUGUCUUUGCCGCACUGAUGGAGUAUGCUACCCUCAACUACUACUCAAGCUGUCGAAAGCCAACCGUCAGGAAGAAGAAGACAUCGUUAUUACAUCCAGACUCCACAAGAUGGAUUCCUGAUCGAAUAAGUCUUCAAGCACCCUCUAAUUAUUCUCUCCUGGAUAUGAGGCCCCCACCACCUGUGAUGAUCACGUUAAACAAUUCCAUGUACUGGCAGGAGUUUGAGGACACCUGUGUCUAUGAGUGUCUGGAUGGCAAAGACUGCCAGAGCUUCUUCUGCUGCUAUGAGGAGUGCAAGUCUGGCUCCUGGAGAAGAGGCCGCAUCCACAUUGAUGUCUCUGAGCUGGACUCCUACUCUAGGGUCUUCUUCCCGACAUCCUUCCUGCUGUUCAACCUGGUCUAUUGGGUUGGAUACCUAUAUCUUUAAGUGCUGCUCUGAAGGAUGACUGAAGAGUACUUGAUUCAUAUUUUUCCUUCCACCAUCCCCAGACAAGUAGUAACCAACCAAAAAGUCGCAGGGAAGGACACUAUUCCAGUUUGU
Molecule: messenger RNA, 1639 nt
Organism: Grammomys surdaster
Lineage: Eukaryota; Metazoa; Chordata; Mammalia; Rodentia; Muridae
Gene: Gabrg3
Product: gamma-aminobutyric acid type A receptor gamma3 subunit
Exons: 10
Coding region: 122-1525 (467 amino acids)
Biological process (GO): synaptic transmission, GABAergic; signal transduction; nervous system process
Cellular component (GO): dendrite membrane; synapse; GABA-A receptor complex
Molecular function (GO): inhibitory extracellular ligand-gated monoatomic ion channel activity; GABA-A receptor activity; GABA-gated chloride ion channel activity
Source: RefSeq, a predicted model, not a curated record